AUGGGAAACCCUUUUACAAAGUUUAAUACUAUUCAAAAACCUUAAUUAAUUAUGUUGGGAUUAGAUGCAGUAGGAAAAACAACUAUAUUAUACAAAUUAAAAUUAGGAGAUAUUGAAAGUAUUGUUCCAAUAAAUGGAUAUAAUUUUGAGAAAAUUUAAAUUAAGCAAUUUGAUAUAAUUUCUUGGGAUAUUGGAGAACCUGAUAAAAUAAGAGUAUUUUGGAAGCCUUUCUUUUAGAAAAGCGAUGGAUUAAUUUUUGUAAUUGAUUGUUCUGACAAAGAAAGAAUGUGUGAAGCAAAAGAAGAAUUACAUAAAUUGUUGCUUGAUACGUUACUAGUUGACUUACCAACUUUAAUAUAUGCAAAUAAAUAAGAUUUAUCAUAAAUGAGCCCUUCUGAUUUGGCUUCUGAAUUGAACCUUCAAAAAUUUUCUAACAAUUGGCAUAUUCAACCUUGUUGUGCAACUACUGGUGAAGGAGUUGAAAAUGGUCUGAAAUGGAUUUAAGAAUAGUUAGUGCUAAAAUGA
Molecule: messenger RNA, 525 nt
Organism: Paramecium sonneborni
Lineage: Eukaryota; Ciliophora; Oligohymenophorea; Peniculida; Parameciidae
Source: the annotation of a GenBank genome assembly